UGAAUGCAGCAAUUGUUUUCUUAUAGCGACAUGAUUCAUGGAUUUAAACCCAUCCCAAACUAAACCACGCGGAUUAACAAGAAUUCUAUUCGCUUACAGCACGAGCCUAUCGGCGAGCCAGAUUGGGGUCUAUGUACCGUGCUCUUCGGGCCGAGAUCAUGCAAUCUGAAGGGCUUGCGUAUCUUAAAGGCCUUGCGUCUCUUGAAAAUAUGAUGAUAAUGAUCAACGCUAUUGUACAAGCAGAACGACGAAACCAAGGAUACUGCGCAAAUAUGACUCUUCCAAACGCCUAUGGAAUCGGCUCGUGCUUCAACGACGUUGGUAGGGACCUAUGCAACGUGUCAGCGGCGGACGUGUCGUCGCUGGUGAUGUGUGCCAUUGACAAAAUAGCGGCUUUCGGCUUCAAUGGGUACCUGUUUACAAACUUCUACCCAAUAAUCGACGAGAUAUUUGAACGGACCUUUCAGAACUUGACUGCGCUGGACUACCUCGCUUCUUACUGUCUGAAUGACUCCCACGCCGACGAGGAGUUUUGUCAAGUCGACCCGAGUAUCCAAGAGACUACCUGCGGCACGCCCAUUGAGUUCCAAGUACCUGCACCUCAACCUGACGAAAGCAUGUGCGAGCCGAAUGAAGCCUGCCAAGGCGUGCCACCCACAGACCCGACCUUCGGCCGACUUAUCUCGGACGAAUUUGUGUGCCUGGUCAAUUUUCAGCCGAUCAUGAAAAAUGUAAUGGUGUACAAUGACGUGGCCUGCCACCUCACCCAACUGCUGAACCAGACGGAUUUGACGAAAUACCCGGUGGAGGACCAGUUGGAAACUGUCAAGUCCCAACUGACGGCUGUAUCCAUCUGUGAGUCACAUACAGGACACCUUCCCUUUAGCAGCUCAAAGUACAGGGUGUUUACGAGAAAACGAUACCAUGCUUUUCUUACCGCAAAGCACUCCGUGAAGAAGACCACCGCAACACUCAAAUAUCGGGUAAACUACGUCUUUCUCAGGACGUGUACCGUACAAGGAGUGGCAACAGGACGCACCAAAACUACUUAA
Molecule: messenger RNA, 1052 nt
Organism: Ixodes scapularis (black-legged tick)
Lineage: Eukaryota; Metazoa; Arthropoda; Arachnida; Ixodida; Ixodidae
Exons: 11
Coding region: 132-1052 (306 amino acids)
Source: RefSeq, a predicted model, not a curated record